Messenger RNA from Puccinia triticina, 1491 nucleotides. RefSeq lists its product as uncharacterized. Lineage: Eukaryota; Fungi; Basidiomycota; Pucciniomycetes; Pucciniales; Pucciniaceae. The coding region runs from base 1 to 1491 and encodes 496 amino acids. The transcript has 9 exons. The record is from RefSeq and is a predicted model, not a curated record. Gene Ontology annotation, cellular component: endoplasmic reticulum; Golgi membrane. Gene Ontology annotation, biological process: carbohydrate metabolic process; N-glycan processing. Gene Ontology annotation, molecular function: calcium ion binding; mannosyl-oligosaccharide 1,2-alpha-mannosidase activity.
AUGUCGGCGAACCAAACACUUCUGCCCACCGCACACCAGCUCAAAGAUGCUGGGAAAUCGACGAAAUCCGUUCUGAUUAACAAUGCCUCACGUUGGCUAAAGCCCCGUCCAAUUGGAGGCAUACUGUUCAUAAUAAUUGUUUGGUAUGGGCUCAUGACCUCUGCGAACUCGCCGUUGAAGUCCCGUCAUAAGAAAGCUAGUACGUCGUUGCAACCCAAAGGAUCGCCCUUCUCAUCUACUCAACUCGACCGGCAAUUACAAAUUCGAGAAUCCUUUUUCAGAGCGUAUCGAAAGUACGCCAAACCUUCGUGGAGCCAUGCUGCUGCAGCUCCACUUUCACUAAUCUCCAAAGAUGCACACAACGGCGACGGCGCGACUGUCGUGGACUCUUUGACAGCAUUAUACAUCAUGAACCUGAGGGAAGAAUUUGAGAUCGCUCUCAAUCAAACUAUUCACAUGGAUUUCCAAAUGUCCAAUGUUAAAGAUCAAGCCACUGCGACCCCCGACGGCGAAACUAUGAUCCGCUGUCUUGGCGCAGUUCUAUCGACUUGUGAAUUGCUCGGAGCAAACCAGACAAAACUUCUUCACAAAGCGCAAGAAUUGGGUGAUCAGCUUCAGACUUCCUUGAAUUUCAAUCGAUCAGCAGUUCCGUACCCCUGGCUGCAUUUUGGCACCAAUCAGAGGGACGAGAAGAAGCCAAUCAACCUAGCUCAGGCAGGAACUUUGGCCUUGGAAUUCAAUCGGUUGUCCCACUGGACCGGUAACAACAGCUAUCGCGCUCGUGUUGACGAAACCAGUCGACAUAUCAUGUAUAAUCCCCCGGCUUUCCCGGGCCGACAUUCACCAACUUCGACUGCUUCCAAUGGACCCCCAGUGGGCAAGAUUUUAAGUUGGGGUGCUAAGUUGAAUAGCUUUCUCGAAUAUGGUAUAAAGUACUGGCAGCUAGCAGGCGAGCCAGCAAUGUACUACAUGAUGUAUUGGCAAGACAGCGUCGACGCCUCGAUUGAUCACCUUUUACAAUGGACCCCUCGAAAAAAUCAACCUUAUCUUGCGGGAUACUCACUAGCCAGAGGAGGUCAUCAGAGUGAUAUGUCUCAACUGGCAUGCUUCGCUGCUGGCAACUGGAUGCUGGGCGGUAAACUGAUACAAAAUGAAGCCAUUUUCAUGCUCGGUGUGGGAAUGGCCGAAACUUGCUACCAAAGCGACAGCUCUACCCGCGACGGCGGGGGAUAUGAUAAGCUUGCGGAAAAAAUAAUCAACCAUGUGGUUGAUACAACACUUUUCUUGCGUCCAGAGAUUGCCGAAAUUGUUUGGUAUGCGUGGCGUUUGACUGGGGAUUCCGUGUGGCAAGAAAGAGCAUGGUCAAUCUAUGAAGCUUCGGAAAAGUACUUCAAGGCUACAGGUGGGUAUUUUGCACAAGAUCAUCUGAAGAUUUCGGCUGCGGCGAAACAUAAUUCCACGUGGGUCAAAUACUUUGAAAUUCAAAAAUAA